Molecule: messenger RNA, 1689 nt
Organism: Pseudophryne corroboree (corroboree frog)
Lineage: Eukaryota; Metazoa; Chordata; Amphibia; Anura; Myobatrachidae
Gene: B4GALT7
Product: beta-1,4-galactosyltransferase 7
Exons: 6
Coding region: 597-1556 (319 amino acids)
Biological process (GO): proteoglycan biosynthetic process; carbohydrate metabolic process
Cellular component (GO): Golgi apparatus
Molecular function (GO): xylosylprotein 4-beta-galactosyltransferase activity
Source: RefSeq, a predicted model, not a curated record
GAGCCAGCGUGUAAGGGGGGAAAUAAAGCUACGCCGGGGGCCAUACUGAUGCUGGGCACCGCUGCCAGCGCCCUGAACCUGUGCCACCUCGGUGCAGCACACCCUGUGCCUCUGGGCGGGGCAGAUAGACGUUCCUCUUUCUGGGAGUGUAUAGUAUAGGGCGUCUGGGUGCGGCGGCUGCUUCUACUGAGAGCCGGUCACUGACUGUAGGAAGAGUUUUCUAGUUGCACUCUGUUUGGAGUUAUAUACUGUAUGUGGAGGUUACAUAAUCAGUAAUUGCAUGUACCUGGUGAAUGUGUAACCUGUCCCCGUUGGGUGACGCACAUAUGCUGCUACAUGCAGCUAAUACUUCUUAUGAUGGAGUAUAACAAGAUAACGCACAAUGUAUGUUAGGUCUCGACUCUUUAUGUUUGCAUUUAGAGAAUUAGAAUGGAUCCAUGUAAUGUUAUUCUGUCUGAUCUGUGCCACUGGUUAAGGCUGCUGUACGUGAUGGGUAGACAAGCGGUGUUUGUCACUGUGUAAAAUGCUAUUGCUGAUCGGCAUAGCGGGUAUGACUAUGUAAUUUUCUAGUACUACUAAACUGUGCGCAGGCAGCGAUGUAUCUGACACGGAGGAAACCAGCCCUGUAUCUCAGAGAGAACAGUAGGUCAGGCCUUUUUCUUGGGAUUCUUCCUAGGAAAUGCAGUAUUUUCAGUCUAUUCCUGGCCUGCUUGCUGCUGGGGUUUCUAUCUAUGCUUUGGUUGCAACUCAGCUGCACAGGGGAUGUCAAGCGACAAGAAGAUAAAUCUUCCAAGCAGACCUGCCCCCCAGUUCCUAGGACUAUGGAUGAGGAACCUUCAUGGUCCUCUCACCGAUUAGCUUUGCUGGUCCCCUUCAGAGAACGAUUUGAGGAACUCCUUAGCUUUGUCCCCCACAUGCACCAGUACCUGUCUGAGAAAAAAAUCCGCCACCAUAUAUUUGUUAUAAAUCAGGUGGAUCACUUCAGGUUUAACAGGGCUUCAUUGAUAAAUGUGGGCUUCUUGGAGAGUGGGAACGAAACGGACUAUAUUGCCAUGCACGAUGUUGACCUGCUACCUCUUAACCCAGAGCUGGAUUAUGGAUUCCCGGAAAAGGGCCCCUUCCAUGUGGCUUCCCCAGAACUGCACCCCUUGUACCAUUACAAGACCUACGUUGGGGGCAUUCUACUGCUCACCAAACAGCAUUUUGACUUGUGCAAUGGAAUGUCAAAUCGGUUUUGGGGAUGGGGUCGAGAAGAUGAUGAGUUUUACCGCAGGAUCAAAGGAGCUGGGUUACAGCUUUUACGACCAACUGGAAUUACCACAGGAUACCAAACAUUUCACCACAUUCAUGACCCUGCAUGGAGAAAGCGAGACCAGAAGAGAAUUGCCGCACAAAAACAGGAGCAGUUCAAAGUGGACCAUGAGGGGGGCCUACACAAUGUCCAGUAUCGUGUGGAGUCUCGUUCCGAAUUGACCAUUGGUGGUGCCCCAUGUACUGUGCUGAAUAUACUGUUGGAAUGUGACUUGAAUAAGACUCCAUGGUGUGCUUUUAAUUGAACUCGCAAAGUGUACACGUCAUUUGGCGACUUAGAACUGAGAGACUGGCCUUACAGCAGGAAGACACGUGAAUCUGUAGUUAGCUAUGAACUAUAAGACAUUUUAUAUAUUGUAAUAAAAAUGACAAAACUUU